Molecule: messenger RNA, 6395 nt
Organism: Phycodurus eques (leafy seadragon)
Lineage: Eukaryota; Metazoa; Chordata; Actinopteri; Syngnathiformes; Syngnathidae
Gene: ano8b
Product: anoctamin 8b
Exons: 19
Coding region: 293-3751 (1152 amino acids)
Biological process (GO): chloride transmembrane transport
Cellular component (GO): plasma membrane
Molecular function (GO): chloride channel activity
Source: RefSeq, a predicted model, not a curated record
GUGCGUGUGGCCCAGCCCCCUUUCCGCCCCCCGCUCCCCUCGCCCCUCGCCCCUCUCUUGGUCCCGCCCCAGUAGUCAUCGCGGGGUGGCUCUCCAUGGAACCUCGCAUCCUGCUCCACAGUCCCACCGCCGCACAGUCACAGACAACCUUCACGCCACAUUCACACUCAUUGAACACCCAACUCCACCGCCGCGCCGUUCCCAUGCUCUGCCCUCACCCUGAGAUGCGACAGCCCUGCUCGAUCACCAGGAGAAUCCCCUCAGCAAGCGUCGCUCCUCGCGGAUAGAGAGCAUGCCCGACGCGGGGACGCAAGGCGCCGCAGCCCCGGUGGCGGCCGCCGCCGGUGGCGUUGCGACAGCGGCCGGCGACGGAUCCGAGAGCGGCCGCCACCGACACCGAACGCAGCAGGCAGAGGCGGAGAGGCCGGAGACGGUCGCUACCCUCCCGCUAAGCUCCGGCUCCGGUGUACUGGAUAAGUUGUUUGGAAAGAGGCUGCUGCAGGCUGGGAGACACGUCAUGUCUCAUAAGUCUUGGAUGAAGACGGUGCCCACAGAGAACUGUGACGUCCUCAUGACAUUUGCAGAUACCACAGAUGACCACACGUUGCUAUGGCUACUGAACCACAUCCGGCUGGGAAUCCCAGAGCUCAUCAUCCAAAUCCGUCAUCAUAAGCAUACGCGCGUCUACGCGUUCUUCGUCACCGCCACCUAUGAGAACUUGUUGCGAGGUGCUGAAGAGAUCGGCCUGAGGAAGGCGGUGAAGCCCGAGUUCGGAGCAGGAACCCGGAACUUCUCCUGCGAGGAGGACUACAUCUAUGAGAACAUCGAGAGCGAGCUGUGCUUCUUCACCUCGCAGGAGAGGCAGAGUAUCAUUAAAUACUGGCUGGAUAAUCUACGUGCCAAACAUGGGGAGGUGCUUCAUAAUAUCAACUUCCUGGAAGGUCAACCAAUCAUCCCAGAGCUGAGUGCACGAGGCGUGAUCCAGCAGAUGUUUCCCCUCCACGAACAGCGCGUCCUGAGUCACCUAAUGAAGUCCUGGGUCCAGGCCGUUUGUGAGAAACAGCCCUUAGAUGAUAUCUGCGACUACUUUGGUGUGAAGAUAGCCAUGUAUUUUGCCUGGUUGGGUUUUUACACCACUUCCAUGUUGUAUCCUGCUGUGAUCGGCUUUGUACUGUGGAUGCUCACCGAAUCGGAUCAGACGAGCCGUGACAUCUGCUGCGUGGUUUUUGCACUCUUCAACGUGGUGUGGGCCACUUUGUUUCUGGAACGGUGGAAGAGAAGAGGUGCUGAGCUUGCGUAUAAAUGGGGAACUCUGGACACGCCUGCCGAAUCCCUGGAGGAACCACGUCCUCAGUUCCGGGGAGUCAAGCGCUGUAGUCCUGUCACAGGAUGUGAGGAGCUCUACUAUCCGCCAUGGCGGAGACGUGUGUUCAGGUGGCUGGUCAGCUUGCCCAUCUGUCUUCUCUGUCUCUGUUUUGUCUUCCUGGUAAUGCUCAUCUGCUUUGAGCUACAGGAGUUUGUAAUGGGGAUCAAGGAAAUGCCUCGGCUGGCUCGCUUCAUCCCUAAAAUAAUGCUCGCUAUCACUGUGACUGCAUGCGAUGAGGUGUACAGGAAAAUUGCCUGCUGGCUCAAUGACAUGGAAAACUAUCGACUCCAGAGUGCCUAUGAGAAAAAUCUCAUCAUCAAAAUUGUUCUUUUUCAGUUCGUAAAUUCAUAUCUCAGCCUUUUUUACAUUGGAUUCUACCUCAAAGACAUGGAGCGGCUCAAAGAGAUGCUGGCCACUCUGCUCAUCAUCCGUCAGUUCCUUCAAAAUGUGAAGGAGGUGCUGCAGCCUUAUGUGUACGAGCGCCACAAGCUGGGCGAGCUCACUUUGCGAGCUCUGUGGGACCUGCUGCUUUCUGUGCUGCUAAAAUACGCCAGGCUGGCUGCUGGGAAAGCACAGGCCUCGCCCACUGACCCGGCCAUGCCGGGACCUGGUCUGAGGGGCACGAGGCCCGGGGUGGGGCACACCGACAAAAGGGAAAAGAAGUGUUUAAAUGGAGGGUGCGGCGUGCCUGAUGACGAAGAGAGUGGCAAGAGGGACGAGGCUGACAGCGGGAGGUUCAGUGAAGGAGAAACUGAUGAGGAAAGUUUGAUCGACUGUGGUUUGAAACUGAGGAAAGUCAGCUUUAUAGAGAAGAUGGACAGGAGGCCAGCAUGUAGCGACCACCCCGUGGACGAUAGUUUUAUGGAAGAGGGGAGCCCGACUAUGGUGGAAAAAGGAAUGGACCCCAACUCUGUGUUUUCAAUGUGCGAUGAUGAAGAUGUUAAUGGCAUCCAUGACGUGAAGGAGACGGGCGGAAGGGUGGCGUGUGCAGCUGAAGGAAUCAGCUAUGCUACUGCUGCUGCCUGUGCCGCUCCCCCUGCCUCCAGGAGUGAGAGCAGCGCAUCCUUGCGAAAUCGGAGAAGAGGCCGGAGCACCGAGCGGACCGAAGCCAGAACAAAGAGGGAGUCGUGGAUUGACCCUCCUGAAGUGAAAGAGAGCACCACGCUCACUCAGGCGGAGAUAGAGAGCUGCAUGCAGACUUAUGAGGACACCUUCCAGGACUACCAGGAGAUGUUUGUCCAGUUUGGCUAUGUGGUGCUGUUCUCCUCGGCCUUCCCUCUGGCUGCCAUGUGCGCACUCAUCAACAACAUCAUUGAGAUCCGCAGUGAUGCCUUCAAGCUCUGCACGGGUCUGCAGAGGCCCUUUGGUCUCAGAGUGGAGAGCAUUGGCCAGUGGCAGUCUGCCAUGGAAGCCAUGGGUCUGAUUGCCAUCAUUGUGAACUGUUACCUGAUUGGUCAGUGUGGUCAGCUGCAGCGCCUCUUCCCCUGGCUCAGCCCCGAGAUGGCCAUAAUCUCAAUUGUCAUCCUUGAGCACUUCGCUAUCCUCUUGAAGUAUGUCAUCCAUGUGGCCAUUCCUGACAUUCCAACAUGGGUCAGAGAGGAGAUGGCUAAACUGGAUUAUCAGCGCAGGGAGGCCUUUAAGAAGCACGAACGUCAGGCUCAGCAGCACUACCAGCAGCUGCAGAGAAAGAAGAGGGAGGAGGAGGAGAGGCAGAGGCAAGUGGAGCAUAUGGCCCGCAGAGAAAGGGACAGGGAUGACGGCAAGGGCGACACCUCCGCGGAGCACCACCACGACAAAAGCCACAGCAGCAAAUCACGCUCUGGCGGCGGCGGCGGCGGGGGAGGGGGCGGCGGCUCGGACAAGCCCAAGAGGCCCAGCUCCCUGUUGGCCAACAACAACGUCAUGAAGCUGAAACAGAUCAUUCCGCUGCAGAGCAAGUUCUCCUCAGGUGGCGCCCGCUCCCCUCAGUCACCCACGGAAGCCAAGCUGCCAGGGUUCCUCAGCUUCAAAUUCCUCAAAUCACCUGAGAAUAAGAAAGAGUCUGCAGCGACUUCUGCGGCGGCCGCCAGCUCCGCUGCGAACGGGACGACGACAUCGUCAUCAUCAUCAUCAUCAGGUAGCAGCUCACAGGAGCGUUCACAGUCACCCAGCAAAGCCUUCAACCCUGGCAAAUUGUUUAAUUUUGGAAAAUCGGAAGCGGGGACGUGCGUGAACGGGGCGGCCCUGCCCAGACCAGGGGAGGGAUCCUCAUCAUCACAGAUGUCAGAGAGACCGGCUUCCAGGUCCGACUUGAACGGCAUUCCGGAUGAGAUCCCCUCACCUGGAGGAGAGGCGUUCGAGAACGGACAUUCGAGUGAGCUGGACCCUCCUGGCCCAAAAGUCUAGUAGCUCCUUUGGUUUCACCUCAACUGACGAACUAACGUGAGCGUUGUGGCAACACCAGGCUCCACGCUGUUGGAGUACUUGAAGUUGAAAUUGAUUCCUGUUGUUUUUGGUUCUCCUGAACAACAAAAUACACUUCACAACAUACAUACAGGACACACACAAUCAUGUCUGCAAUACAUAAAGAAAUGCAUGAGCUGCAUUUCUUCUAUUUUGAAGCCUUCAAAGCAAAAAGCUGUGAUUCUUAAUUUCCUCUUUGGCCCAUUGUGAGCAUCUUCCAAAAGCCUGGAAGGGGAAAAAGACAUGAUAGAAAAAGGAUCUCUAUUUGUGCCCAGUAAGUGUUUCUUAGUCAUCAAAAAUCAAUAUUAGACAACUCUCUUGUUUUUAACUGAAAUAUUUGGCCCUUCUUUUUUAUGUGGAAAAAAAUUAAAAGCAAUACUAGUCAGUCUCUUAAUUUUGUGUAAUGCUGCAGUUUCUAUUGUGACAUAACCCCCCCCCCCCCCCCCUUAGCGGGCAUCCUUGAUAAAUUACCAGCUUUAUUUUCAAAGCUGAGGUGAUGUCUAAGCUUUGUACACAUCUUCCCAUCUGUGGCAAUAUGGGAUUCAUUUGAAACAACAGUCAAUAGAUUAGCAAGUCCUGCUGUCAUUGUUUCUCGUAGGAGAGUUAAAGAGGCGUGCAAAAAAAAAAAGAAAGGGAAAGGAAACAGGAAACCGAGCAAAAGGUACACGCAGUCCUGUUGCUGGACCGUAGCCCACCUCUCACAGACAGAUUGUUCUCCAUUUCAUACCGUCUAAACACACUUGGCUAGUGAGCGGCAAAUUAAAGUUACUUUUGCCCUAAACGCCACAUCACUGCAGGAGACGGCAGCCUGCCUCACAUUAUUAUGCAAACGGGACUGUAUAGUUUUCCUCUUUUUACAGUACACAGUAUCCAAGCAGAAAUACCUUAAAUAUUUCAUAUUUAUUUUUGCAAGGUGCUCUAAUUUCUGUAGAGCUCCAUGACAGGAUUGCUUUAUUAUUGCUAAUAAUUGUAAUAUUUUUUUUCCGUUUCUGCACUUUUGCCAGCCGUAUCUUUUACACAGUGGCAACAACAAAAGCGUCCAGACAGACCUCCAGAUAGAGCAAGUGUUUUCCAACCUUUAAUGUUUGACAUUACAGCAAUCUCACAGCACACCACCAAACACGAAUGUCACAAAAAGUUAAUAUACACUCAAAUAAUAAUGAUCACAUCUCAAUUGACUUACUGGCCUGUUUAGGAAAUACUAUUCUGUUGUAUGGCAACAAGCGGAUACACAGGUUAAUUAUGCCAUAUCCCAUCUAGUGGAAGAGUAUUUAAUUGUUCUGCCUUCCACUAGCCGUCACUGGCAAGGAUAGAUGAACAAAGAUCCAUUAUUUGUAAGAAAUCAUUUUUGGAAGAAUUACACGAACUUGCAUAAUUUCCCACGGCCCGCCUGACGAUCUCACAUGGCAAAGUAAUUUGCCGCAUGAGUAGGGGUUGGGAAUCAGUGCUCUCGAGCAGCUUAAAACCAAAUUUCAGAGUAGGCAUCACAAUCUGGUUUGAGAGACAUUACCUAUGCAUUUCCACAUCACUGUCACUGACAAGGGUUUUGGCAAUAACAGAGGACACUUACCUGUAAGAAUCAGUCAGUCCACUUGUCACACGGCUGUAUUUGUUGUGCGUCGUGUCCACUAGUUGAUAUUAUCAGUAGAGGAGAGUGCACCUCUCCUUAUCCACAGAUAACAUCAUUUAAUUCAUUUUUAACACCAAUUUACUCUCUUCUGUAUUAACAUGGAACUAUAGGUCCAUCCACUUUAUCGCCUCUGCAUUAACGACAAGUUUAUAUUGCUGCAGAGGAGUAAAAAUGACAUGACAUGCAAUAAGGGAAUAGGCUAUAUUAUCAAGCUAUGUAUUGUUUUAAAAUAUUUGGAGGUGGGAGAGAUACAUUAAGCGCCUGUGUAUGAUUUGCAGACGGGCGUAGUGAUGUGUAGCUGGGCUUAAGCUCAAAAACUCAAAUACUUGCAUCAACGAAUGCCUCCACGACCCAAAUGGUCGAUUUGAAAGUUUGAAAGAAGGGAUAACAAACGUGAGGACACGAUGCAGUUACUCAUGUAACACACAUUUUUGGGUCACUAUAUACUUUUCAGGGAAACCACAAGUUCCGACUGCAGAUAUUAAUCACGUUGACCACUUGUGUAUUCAAACUAGCCUUUUGCUGCAGCAACAUCAACGCAUCAUUAUAAUAGGGGUUUACAUGUUGGCUUUGUUUUAAAAUAAACAGAACUAUGCCAGAGGAUCUGUUUCCUGGUUCACAAAUGCAUCGACACGUUGGAAGAGCAGCUUAAACAAAAAAGAAACAUUUGAUCAUUGAAAUGAUUUCAUGUGAAGUCGGCAGGUGAAGAUUUUUGAAAUUUCCCUGUAAUUGUUGGACGUGAACAUUUAUUUGGCUGUCAACAAUGCCACAAAUAUCACCAUCAUCAUCAUCAUCAUCCAUUGAUGCCUCAUUUACAGAUCAUCAUCAAGCUCUUCCAAUGUAUCACUGAACAAAAACUCUUUUGAAGACUAACUGGGAACUUGGACUAUUUAUUUGUUUUAAUUUAUUUUGUCAUAUUUUUGUAAGAUCUGAAGAAGUUGAUAGUUAAUAAAACUA